Molecule: messenger RNA, 1513 nt
Organism: Helianthus annuus (common sunflower)
Lineage: Eukaryota; Viridiplantae; Streptophyta; Magnoliopsida; Asterales; Asteraceae
Product: dolichol-phosphate mannosyltransferase subunit 1
Exons: 8
Coding region: 166-876 (236 amino acids)
Biological process (GO): GPI anchor biosynthetic process; protein O-linked glycosylation via mannose
Cellular component (GO): endoplasmic reticulum membrane
Molecular function (GO): dolichyl-phosphate beta-D-mannosyltransferase activity
Source: RefSeq, a predicted model, not a curated record
UGCACCUAAUGUUGGCUGGACUUUUGAAUCUUGACUUGCAAGUUCCUUCAAAUCCCAAACGGGUUACGUUUCUGGUACCAGAAAAACACCUUCUUCUUCUUCUUCUUCUUCUUCUUCUUCUGUAUCUCAAAUUUGAAAUCGAGUAUUAGGGUUUUUGAUCUGCAAAUGGCGAACAAGUAUAGCAUAAUCGUCCCAACUUACAACGAACGCCUCAACAUCGCUCUCAUCGUCUUCCUCGUCUUCAAGCAUAUACCAGAUGUUGACUUUGAAAUAAUAAUCGUGGAUGAUGGUAGUCCUGAUGGAACUCAAGAUAUUGUCAAACAGUUGCAGCAAGUCUAUGGAGAUGACCGCAUUCUACUAAGAGCUAGACCCAAGAAGCUUGGAUUAGGGACUGCUUACAUUCAUGGUCUGAAGCACGCUUCAGGAAAUUUUGUUGUUAUCAUGGAUGCUGAUCUGUCACACCAUCCAAAGUACCUCCCACACUUUAUAAAGAAACAAGUGGAAACGGGUGCUGAUAUUGUUACUGGGACCCGGUAUGUAAGAGGUGGAGGUGUUCAUGGCUGGACCCUGAUGCGCAAAUUGACAAGUAGAGGGGCGAAUGUUCUUGCACAUACACUUCUUUGGCCCGGUGUAUCCGAUUUGACGGGCUCGUUCCGUCUUUACAAAAAAUCUGUGCUUGAAGACAUUAUAAGCUCUUGCGUGAGCAAAGGAUAUGUUUUUCAAAUGGAGAUGAUUGUCCGAGCUUCAAGAAAAGGAUAUCAUAUCGAAGAGGUUCCAAUAACCUUUGUCGACCGUGUUUAUGGAAGUUCCAAGCUUGGCGGAUCAGAAAUAGUCGAGUAUUUGAAGGGUCUCGUUUACCUUCUUUUCACCACGUAAACAACAUAGAACAAAUUUCAUGUAUAUAUCCUUCUAAAAGUUCAGACUUUCAUAUAUAUUCUUCUAAAUUUCAUAAUCUAAUAGUUAACCGUUCAAAACACUCAACAUAUCAUAUUUAUCCAUCUCAUUGUAAAUAAAAUAAAAAUCAGUUACUUUGGGAAGCAACAUGUUUACCAUGAACCAUCCUAGCACAUAAUAUUCCCUUUUAUUUAUUCUAUGACAUGGGGUGUUAUGAGUGACUGAUUUUGUUUUAUUUACUAUGAACUGGGUAAAUAGUAUGUUUUUGGUAUUUUUGAACGUGCAAGUAUAUGAUAUCAUGAAAUUUAAUUAGAUAUAUAUGAAACCCUGAACUUUAGAUGUAUGCAUAUACAUAUGAAUUUGCCUCAAAACAACUUAUGCUAGAUAUCAUUCGAUACUAUAAUCUCACAGGACGAUGACCCGAUACAUGGCUUGUGCUUUUGUAAUCAUGCAAAUAGCCAUCAUACAGCAAUUUACCUUGACAAACAAUUUCGUUCUAUACUUGAAUUUUGCUUCUUUCACUGUGAGCCACAUUUUUUUGUCUUUAUAUAUGUAUCUUUUAUAACGACUGUUACAAGGACAUGCUUGCAGUUGAAGCCUUUGAAUGUUCUGAUGGAUU